GUGUCACCCACAGGGACCCUAGACUGUGAAAUAAGUGCACAGAAAUGCCAACCGCCUUUUCAGACGAUAACAGUAACGCCCAAAGACUCUAAAGUGACUUUGAACUGCUCUAUUAAGAAUGGGGGAAAAGUACAAGACAUGACCUGGCAGUACAUUGAAAAACACCUCAAUGCCAGUGACUCCGGUCUGUUCUUACAACAAAUCGAUUCAAAGAAUGGAAGUCAGCCACGUGAAUGUUUUUCUAUAAAAUACGCCAGUGAGUAUGUUCUUCUUUUUCCCUGUCUGUAUUAAAUUGAUGGAGAGAAAAAUAUCAUAAUGCGCCCAUCAGUUUUUUUGUAUGUCCUAUUUUUUAAAUGGAUUAUAACGCAUCCUAUGAAUGCCUCGUAACAGGUUUAGGCAGAUUCAAGGUCAGCUGAGGCAAUUUUUACUGUUGGAUUUAUAUUGAAGUUAUAGCCAGCUGAAUCACCUCACUUUGAACAUGGUUCACCGCGAAACUCUAGUUGCUCAUGCCAUGCUGGAAGGCAAAAAAAGCAAAGGGACAUGAUAAACAACAAACAAAGGAAUCAUUUUAAAUGAUGUUAGCUUUUUGCUUGGCUUGACUCAGUGCGCAGGACCUCGCUCUCCAGCAUGGCAGGUUUGUGCAACAAAAAUGACUUACUGCAAAGGGCUUAUUCAACAUCAACAAGGCAUGGAGUAAAACAUGGUUGGUCCGUUUGACUGUAAUUAUCUUAAAAUUCGUGAGCUAAGCAACGACGACGACGACGACAGCAGUGAAAAUGUCGCUAAAAAAUUAAAUUUGCCUCGUUUCAAAUGUUAUCGCGUCUACUUGGAGCUGCUUUAUAAUUUGUCAAAUGUAGGCGAUUUCGCCUGGAGUUGAAUUUUUAAGGACUUUAGCCAGGUUCAGAAAGAGGAACAAGAAUUCGUUGUCGUAUGUUCACUUUCUCUAUAAAACGUCGCAUUAGGAGGUUUCACUUCAUAGUCGUGCAGUGAACGUCUAAGAAAUGUACUAAGAAGCUUGACGCACGUGCAGCAACUGUUGUUUUCAUCUUAAAACCAAUUGUUUUUCGACGAUGUUGUCGUGGUGGUUCAGAUUUUCACUUUUCAGAUUUUGAUAUUUUUUUUGCACUAAUUCAAGAGCUAUAAAAAUUACAACUAUAUUACAAAAACAGUAAGAAGAAAAAAGCAGCCAAUUACAUAAAUGCUGAUCAAAGGUAAAAUGCGCGCAGCGCCCUAAGGAGCUUAGACUUUCGAGUUCGCCACUUAAGCUCCCUAGUUUAAAUGACAUUGGUGCAUUACUUACGAGCUUUGAUAUUAAGGGGAAGAAUUCCUUCUUAGUUCCAGUUGAGAGAGUAUAUAUGACAAGUUCUCCCGUUGUCUUAUAUCCUGACGGGAAACUAGAGGACGGAAAGGAACUGAAGUGUACCUUCAAGGGAUGGCCUCUUCCUCGUGUAGUUUGGUACAAUCCAGAUAAAAAACAAAUCAUCAACGGAUCUGAAGGUUUUUACAUCUCAGAGCAGCUGUUUGGAGAGGAUACCUUAAGUUCCGUUCUUCUCAAUCAUAAUAUCCAAGAAAAACAAGCAGGGGCUUACAAAUGCACUGGAAUGAACAACAUUACCGGCUGGUCGACUGAAAAAUCAGUGAUAAUUGAGCUGUAUCAUCGCUGUGAGUCAUUUAAUUUCUUAUUUCUCCUUAUAUACACGGAUGCACAAAACCACCUUAAUUAACAGUACCUCCUUUGAAUCGGGUUCAUAAAACGAUAAUGCCGUGUUUGCCCUGUAAGCAAUAGAAAGUAACCCAUUUUGACCAAGAGGUACAGCUCAUUUUCUUUUGCUUUAGGCGGAAUUAAAUACUGAGUGCUUCAUGUUUUAAAUAACAGAUUAACUUAUUCCCAGCUGAAUUUAAAAGAAUAUAACUGAAAAUUUCGUUCCACCUUCCUCUUCCAUUCAGACCAAUUGGACGCUGGAAUUUGUUUAUCCCUCGGGUCACAAGGGAUAAGUAAAUAAGUAAAUAAAUAUAUAACGAUUUAGUGGCGCUAGCUCAUCCACAUAGUGGUUCUUUGUCUGCCAUUCUGGCUCAAAUUUACCCUGCGUAGCUGGCGGGAUUAACGUGGGAGUGAUGUAUUGUUUUGGCGGCGAUGGCGGAAUAACGGUAAGAGGCAACAAAACUCAACCAAGCCGACCACAUAUGAUGUUGCCUGAGGAAUCAAGCACAGGACAGUCAUUAAUGAGAGGGGAGUGUUCUUUCCUGAAAUCCAGUAGAACCUCUAUGUAACGAACGCCUCGGUAUAAUUAACAAUUCUUCUACCAGUGUGCGUUGGAUAUGAGAUGUUAGAGAGUCCGUAUUAACGGAGGGACCUUAUUAAGCGGGUAGAAAAUGUAAAGGCUUUCUGUCCCCAGGGACAAAGCAAACUGUUCGUAACAAUGAGAUGUCUGUAUUGAGCGGGUUUCCAUACCGGAGCGGGGUUUGACUGUACAAUAAAUAAAAGGAACCUCGAUAUAACAAUUUAAACCUCUUUAUAGUGAACAUAUUUUGCCAGUCCUUUGGGUCUUCGUUCAGCUGUUCGUUACAUCAAGAUUCCAAUGUAAAGUGUUAUGUGAUUCUUAAAGAGAGAAAACGAGACGCCGAAUAGCUAUUGAAAUCAACACUUAGUAGCACAGGCCAUAUUGGUGGAAGGUAAGAGAAGUAGGGUUUAUCCGAUCAACCGAUCGUUAGAGCGUCUUAAAAGACGGCGUGAAGAGACAAGUCGCAAAAGAGGGAACCAGUGGGAUAAACAAAAUCAACACGUAAAAACUCCAAAGCGUUGUGAUGCCCUAUAUAUUGUCACAAAUACUCAGGAGGGGAGGGUAAGAUUAGGAAUGUUACCUCCUACGGUUGCACAAAAAAAUGGUAACGAUUUUCAAAUAAUAUUUGCUCAUCAUAUCUUCUUGUCAUCUAAUACAGGUUUCUUUCCUAAAGCUGCGAAGAUUUCUUCCCCCCAGGUUCCGUUGGAAGCCUACUUCAAUGUCACUUUAGAGUGCGAAGUAGGUGUUAGGCCAAGCGACUGUUGGGACAAUUCUUUACGGUGGUAUUUUAACAACAACUCAGGGAAAUUAGAAUCUGGUGAAAAGUAUGAUAUACAAGAAAGGAAAACCAACACCAACUGCAAAACAGAUUUCAUUCUCACCAUUGUUAACGUUACUGAAGCAGACGAGGGAAAGUAUAAAUGUGAGUGGCUCUGCGAGGAGGACUACCCCAGCUUUUCGAGGUCUUCAAUUAUCCAGUUGAAAGUAUUUCCUCCUUCAGAAAAAGGUAAUGUUACUCCUGUGAUAUCUAAAAGUCUUGUGUCACCAAUUUAUUCCUGGGUAUGUGCCGCUGGCCUCUCAGAGCCCCUACGCCAUUAUAGUCUAUUCUGUGGCCAAUUAUAGACCAUAUCUUAGUCACUUUUGUGCAAAUGUGUAAUUUUCGCGAUCCCAACUUAGUCACUUACUAUUUUUAUGAAUUGACCCAUUUUUUAGAUUGAAGAAAAACAUUUUACUUUUCAUCUGCAGUACAAACAUUCUGGUACGUUUGCUAACCGUAAAUAUGGAGAACUGUCGUACCCCCCAAAAAUCCGAAAAUAUGCUACCCCAUUAUAAUAAAUCCAGUCGUGAAAAUGAGACCACAGCCAGCGGCACGUCCCCAUUAGCCUCUUAUAAGAAAGUACUCCCACCCCACCCCCCACCCCCUCGGGCUCAAAACAGUAACACAGCAAAUGCAAAAGGAGCCGUGUCAUGUGAGGACAAGCUUGAAAGGUUGAAACCGAUUGCAACUGAUUUUUUCAUUAGAAAACGGAGAAUCCAAUCCGAAGAAUAACUCGCAAUUGUAUAUCAGUAACUUUAUUCGGUCUGAAAUAAAAUUGAACAAAUAUAUUCUAUUCAAAAAGUGUAAUCAAAUAAUUGAUACAUGAAACUAGAAAAAGCGGAAUAAAUUCCGAUAAAAGCUAAACGUUGAUACCAGCGAAAUCACGUAGUUCUUGAAACAAACUCAAUUUAAGCUACUUCAACUCUGUUUGAAAAGUAACGAAAGGAAGACUAAAUUAACAAAACGAAAGUAACAUACAGUUCACUUACUUCUAUGGCGACUGUUUUCUUAAAUGUCCUUGAAUACGCAUUAAAUCGGUCCGGGUAGCAGGUAAACUGUUAACACUUUCAUCCUUGCAGUACGGCGGUCGGUAAAAAACUUAUAAAAACUCGAACAAAGCGGGUACUUUUGUGCUUUCCGUUGGGCGUUUACGGUUUUCCUACUUUUGCCAGCAAGAUUAAAUAUAAAAAUUCCUUGAAUAGUUCGUUUACUACGUUAACACUGAGGUUUUCGAAUACUCAAAUAGCCUAAAAGUUUUUCAAAAUUCAUUUUUUUUGCCUGUAACUUUUCAUAUAAUGUUUGGGGAACAAAUGUGUUUGACAUGAAGCAGUGAUUUUGUCAUUUGCAAGUGAUUUCUUAACUUACGCUGAGUUCCAUUGAGAAUAAGGACAUGUUUGGCAAUAUUAUCAAAAUGAACCAGCAAACCAUAACGUCAUAGCCCAUUUGUUUCGGUGAGAGGGUACUCCCUUUGUAAGGGAAUUGUGUAAAACCGUUUGGGUCUGAAAUAGGGAAAGGUUUUGCGCCGUUUGGAUACAGGGUCUGAAAUUACAUGUUCGUGCAUGAGUUUUUGAUAUUUUUGUUGUUGCUAUUGUUUUAAAUCAUCCGCCUUCAGGUCUGUGAAUAGGGUAGGAAAAGUCGUACUCUACCGAAACAGGUGGACAGCGAAUUCCAUAAAUACGUGCACUUGACAUUUCCUUUCAAACGGAUAGCAAAAUGGAAGGGUAAAGUUUACUUCUGUUUUUGAAAUAAUUAUAGUGUAAAUUAUAGCUUAAAAUUUCUACUCGUGUGGGGCUAUUGAUUACUAGGUGCCAGACAGCAACUCUGUCGCAAUACCCAUGCAGGGGACGGCGAAUCAUAACACCCUCCUUUAUCUGCAUAAUCGUUUCACAUGAUACAAUAGUCGAAUCAGAAUCCAGCAUUGCAUCUGGGUUGAGUAAUGUAUUAAGUUCCAGACCUCUUAUAUUUUAGGGCAGGUUUUGCACAUGCGCAGUUGCAUUAAAAGAAUGACUGUCAAAUGGUUCGUUUCGUGUUGUUGUUUAAGACCAGAAUAUUACUAGGAUGGUGCUUGUAGGUUAAGUUGGAGAGUAUGUGGACGGUAAAGAAGAUAUUGCAAGUUUUAUCGAAAGAGUGGAAUUGUAUUUUGCGGCGAAUUAUGUCAAGGCGGAUUACAAAGUUGCUACGUUUCUAGCGUUUAUCGUAGCAGAUGCAUAUGGCGUGCCGCGAAAUUUGUUAGCCAAUGAACGUUUAAAAUACAAGUGUUUUGUGCAAUAGUAUGAAAAGGUGACUGAACGAUUUAGAAACCCAGCACUAAUUUCAAAGUCACUGAUCAAUAAGUUCCUGGAGAUAUCAGCAGAUCAGGAUGAAAACAAUUUGACAACUCGCGCAACAUAUAUUGUGAGAACAUUCAUGGAGCAGGCUUAAGACCAGCAACUAAUAUGCAGCAGAUUGUUUCAAAGCUAGCUCCAAAAAUUGCAGUAAGGUGAAACAGGCAAAAAUUAAAGCUACAGCCCAAAUAAGUUGACCUUAGCGACCUAGAUGAGUGGCUGAAACCGAGAGUCAGGUCGAAGUGAUAGCCUUUGGUUGCCCCAGUAAUAUAGAGAAUGCUGAAAAAGAGAAACCUAAGUAAAAUUCAAACAAAUCGAAGUGGCUCAGGAGAAAGAACAUUCGAAGACUCAUGUAAUGUUUUGUGAGCUAAGAAAAACAUGUACUGACAUUGCAUGAAACCUGGAAGAAUCAACUGUAAGUGAACGAUGGUAAUUAUGAGAGAAGUUGGGUUUGUGCUUUAGAUGCCACAGUAGAGGACAUCGUCGGCUGAGACAUUCCAGUCCUCGCAAGAAACCACAGGAAAGACGUCAUCACCUGAAGUACCAACUAAUCACACGAACUGUUGAGGUUCUGAAGACUUGA
Porites lobata is the source of this 6006-nucleotide messenger RNA. Lineage: Eukaryota; Metazoa; Cnidaria; Anthozoa; Scleractinia; Poritidae. The record is from the annotation of a GenBank genome assembly.